This is a messenger RNA of Nerophis ophidion (straightnose pipefish), 3057 nucleotides long. It is a transcript of the gene lin28aa, whose product is annotated as lin-28 homolog Aa. Gene Ontology annotation, molecular function: zinc ion binding; nucleic acid binding. The record is from RefSeq and is a predicted model, not a curated record. Bases 134 to 790 code for a protein of 218 amino acids. Lineage: Eukaryota; Metazoa; Chordata; Actinopteri; Syngnathiformes; Syngnathidae. The transcript is spliced from 4 exons.
UGCGCGCGCCUCCAGCAGACCCCUUUUCCCGCGUCACCGCGUGAGAGGAAACAACCUGCGUGGACUUCUGAGGAGCCGCCAGCCGCCAGCCGAGGGGAGCGUGGCUGCAAGCUGCAUUUUUGUAGACGAGGACAUGGGCUCCGUUUCCAAUCAGGACUUCCCAGCCGGAGUGUCCAAGGCCGACGAGGACUCUGGCCCCAGCAGCACCGCGGAGGUAGAAGAAGAGUCCCCGCAGUCCCUCCGCGGCCUCGGCGUGUGCAAGUGGUUCAACGUGCGGAUGGGCUUCGGCUUCCUGGCCAUGAGCAGCCGGGAAGGCGCGCAGCUGGAGGAGCCCGUGGACGUCUUCGUGCACCAGAGCAAGCUCCACAUGGAAGGCUUCCGCAGCCUGAAGGAAGGCGAAGCGGUGGAGUUUACCUUCAAGAAGUCCUCCAAGGGUCUGGAGUCUCAGUGGGUCACCGGUCCCGGCGGCGUCCACUGUGUGGGCAGCGAGCGCCGACCCAAAGGCAAGAAAGUCCAGAAGCGACGCUCGAAAGGAGAUCGGUGCUACAACUGCGGCGGCCUGGACCACCACGCCAAGGAGUGCAAGUUGCCCCCCCAGCCCAAGAAGUGCCACUUCUGCCAGAGCGUGGAUCACAUGGUGGCCAGCUGUCCCAUCAAAGCUCAGCAGUCUUCGCCGGGCUCUCAGGGAAAGCCCUCGUCCUUGAAGGGGGACGAGGAGGCGGAGGAGGACCACGCACCUUCCUCUGCUGCGACUCCACCGCCGCCGCCUCCUGAGGAGCCCUCUGAUUAGGUGGGGUAGGUGAUGUCGGGGGCGGGGUACGGGUAGCACAGUUGCCAAUCAAACUGCUUUACUGUAAGGUCGGCCGCCGCCUCCUUCUUUUUUGGAACUACCUCAGGUUGACAAAUGUUCCCAAUAAGAAUGUCAAUUUUUUUUUUUGUUUCUUUUUUGUUCCGACUCUUUUCUGUUAUUGAUCACACUCAGGAACACUGCGGUUUUAUUGCACUCUUUGAGGAAGAGGAUCUUCAUUAUCCUAAUAUACAAUCUGCUGUGUGCUGCUCUACCUCCAUUUUUUUGUUUUGUUUUUUUUGAACUCGGGUCAUUUCAUCGCACACUUUAGCUGCCUUAUGACCAGAGAUGUGAUAGUGGGGGGGGGGGCAGUAUUACCUCGAUGCUUCUAUCGCAGUCGGCCACGUUGAAUGUCAAGAUCGGAGCUUCUUCAGCUUUUGAUCGCCCUUUUUUUUUUUGCUUUUAAAUCAUGGCAGCGUACGCUAUCAGACACGUAUCAGUACUAAUCAUCUCAACCACGCCAAAAAAAAAAAAAAUGUAACCGGACGCUAAAGCUAGCACAAAUCCCUGGCGCUCCUCGAAAAGACGGAUGUCUGUUUUUUUUUUUGUUCCCCCCCCCCUUCUUUCUCUCCUCUCUUGGAGAUGUAGUUAUGGAAACCCCCUCAGGAGCAGCCUGUAGACCUCGCUCGCUAAUCGGCGUCAAUACUCCCGUUUUACAGGAGACUGCCACGCCCAAUUAAUAUAUACUGUAUGUACAUUUUUUUUUUUUUUUUUGUAAGGAGAAAUCAAUUAUUUAUUUUGAUCCAAGAUGUGCUGCAGUUUCUCAGGAAUCAUGAAAGAUUUUUUGUCCUGGGGAGUCCCUAGCAGUCGACCUUAGGGAGGGGGUGACCGGUGCAGCGCAGGGGUGUCCGAAGCUCGGCUUGAUGCUUAUUGGCAUUUUAUAAAAGUUUUAUGUAUUACACAAGUUUGCUUUGUCACCUAUCACAGUGUGCGGCCCUCCGGUGCUAAACUUUGGACACCCCUGUUUUACACGAUUAGGGCUAAAUGUAGUGCACUACUUAGUCCAGCAGAGGCACUCUUCAUACCGUCUCCGCUAUAGUUUGCGGUCCGUUUAGCGAAAUGGCACAGAAACCUUAGUUUAAAUAAUCGAAUAUUUUCUUGUCCCACCGAGGGCCGAGCACGGACAAAGAAGCAUUCUUUGCUACGUUUAAACCAAUCCAAUGUAGGACAAGCGGAGAUAGAUCUUGGCUUUGUGUUAUAGGUGACGAAGCAAAUUAGUGUAAUAUAUCAUCUUAAAAGAAAAUGUACUUUAUUUCUACAAUAGGCGGAGCACUAAAAGAACUUCCCCAGUGCCGCACUUUGGACACACUUGUAGUCCAUCAAGGGAAUGACGUCAAAUCCCUUGUAUUAUAAGCAUCGUAUAUUUUUUUUUUUUGGGGGGGGGGGGUUAAUUUCCUAUUUUUAAUGCUUCUAUCUAUGCCAAAAAAAAAAAAUCAUGCGUAAGAUGCAUUCAUUUCUUCAGGUAAACCUUUUUAUACAGUGUAUAUUUUCACUUUUAAUACUGCGCUCGUCUCUCAGGAAAAUGGUUAAAAAAAAAAAACUCAGGGAAUGUUUUUGCUUUGUUUAGUUUUUUGUGUGUGUGCAGCCAUUUCUCUCCUACUCACCGCGCCAUGAAAGCAAAUGUUCCACUAUUGUUUUGUUCCUCUAUAGUGAUGCUCGUUGGGGAUGUAGUAGAAUGUGAAGGGGAUGCGGGGUGGUGCUGAAAGUGGUGAAGUCGUCUUUCUCGAAACAUGGCCGACGCUUGGUGUUCCAGACUAUCAAUGCUUAUGACAAAUAGAAUGUCCACACACACACACACACACACACACACACACACACACACACACACACUGCACAAUGUGAAGGAAAGGUGCUCAGUUGACUUAGUUGUAUCGUGAUGUUUGCUCUCCGAUGGCAUUGUGAUGUUUUUGUGAUUCUAUGCUCCUAUAAGAUUCUCAGGGUAUUUUUUUUCUUUUUGAUGAAUUCAUCUUUGUGACCCAUCAGCCAUUUCAUUACUUUUUUGGGGGGGUUUUGUGUGGUGUUUCAUCAAGGGAAUGGCCACCCCUAAAAAUGACAGAUUCCACUGACCGUAUGGAUGUUAAUUGUCAUAAAAAGAUGAUCUUGACCCUCUCAGGCGAUGAAUGGCCAGUUUUGUCAAAGUUUCUCAAGUAUUACUGCCAUGAUGUUUCUACAUGUGCUCCAUUUCAUAAUAAAUAUGUCAAUACUCACAA